Fusarium subglutinans is the source of this 963-nucleotide messenger RNA. Its product is annotated as SWIM zinc finger protein. The transcript has 2 exons. The record is from RefSeq and is a predicted model, not a curated record. The coding region runs from base 1 to 963 and encodes 320 amino acids. Lineage: Eukaryota; Fungi; Ascomycota; Sordariomycetes; Hypocreales; Nectriaceae.
AUGACGGUACCAAAGCUCAGACAUUACAACUUCGGCGUGGAGAUCGAGGCUGUGGUAAAGCCUUACGGCGGUGCCGAUAGCUUUACCAACGUCGACUGGUAUCGACAAUUAGCACAGAAGCUACGGAACCGCAACAUCGAAGCUGUGCACGAUGACUGUUCAAAAUACAGCAAGCAUCCGGAGUACUACGGUGGUAAAUGGUUUGUCACUAGAGACGGAUCUCUGAAGAGAGAGCGUCCCAUGGUCUGCAUGGAAGUAGUUUCCCCUCGUCUGGAUACCAAGCAACAUGUCAGCGGCAUACUUGGCGACUUUUGGGAAGCGAUGCGUGUACACUUCAGUCCCCAACGCGAUAUCUCCUGCGGCGGCCACGUCCAUGUCACUCCCGUCUCUGGUCAGAACAAGUUCUCCCUACGUGGCCUCAAGAAGAUUGCGUUUGCAUCUGCUGUUUAUGAAGAAUUUGUGGCAGCUGUUCUCCCUAAAGCCCGUCGAGAAAAUCAGUACUGCCGCCCAAACAGUCAAAGCAUGGGUUCUGGGUUGCGCGAAACGCUGAUACGAUUCGGUAAGAGCAAGGCCUCACUCAUCCAAGUCGCAUCAGAAAUCAAGUCAACGACAUCCGAGAUGGAUUUGUGCUACUAUAUGCAGGGAAACCGAUAUGUGCUAUGGAACUUCCAGAAUAUUUUUCCAAACCCCAAGACAGGGAAAUGUACUGGCACGGUUGAAUUCCGAGGGGGCAACCAAUUUUUAAGUACCAAGGGGACUCUUGCCUGGGUAGCGUUCGUAAUGGGAUUCAUCACACUCGCCUUGGAGGAGGUAGGUCGCUUCAAUGACGUGCUAUGCUCAAACGCUGUGUUGACAUCUCUUUCAGGAUCUUCUCAACAAGCUGACUACUUAUACUUCGCCCGACGACCCAAAAUUUCAGACACGUCUCGAAGACUGGUGGAAACGGAUACGACAAGCGGCUAA